Brienomyrus brachyistius is the source of this 2737-nucleotide messenger RNA. RefSeq names its product MINDY lysine 48 deubiquitinase 4 (gene mindy4). The transcript is spliced from 18 exons. Gene Ontology annotation, molecular function: K48-linked deubiquitinase activity; cysteine-type deubiquitinase activity. Bases 114 to 2273 code for a protein of 719 amino acids. Gene Ontology annotation, biological process: protein K48-linked deubiquitination. Lineage: Eukaryota; Metazoa; Chordata; Actinopteri; Osteoglossiformes; Mormyridae. The record is from RefSeq and is a predicted model, not a curated record.
GAAAGGCGGGACAUCCUACCUUUUCUGCCGGCCAGUGACGGAGGGGGUUUAGUAAUGUCUAUAUCACGGCUGGAUAACUAUUCUGCAUUUCAGUUUUUUGAUUAACUUUUAAAAUGACCAAAGUCGUGGAGGAGGUGGCAGCAUCCUUAGUAAGAGAGUAUCUCAGCCGGAAGGGUCUGAAGAGGACUCUAACCUGCAUGGAUGAAGAAUUUCCCCGGACUGAUUCAAGUAUAAAUAACAGGGGAGAUCUUCGUCACACUCUGCACAUUGAAGCCCUUUAUAAGAAGAAUAAGUUGCAGGAAUUUCCCCUAAAAUCAAUGUUGGAGAUUGUUGUGAAAGAAUGCAUCAGGAAGAGUGGAGAUAAUUCUGCAGUGAAUUGCUGCAGUGAUGAACAGCUGUUUUUGAAAAAGUCAAACCCCAGUGUAAUGUCACACAGCAAAGUGAAAGAUGCUUCUGACGAUGAAAAAAACAAACAGAGAACAGGGGAUAAUCCUAAUCUCUGGCAACAUAAAGGCCCUUUAAGUCAAACAUCGGAGACUUGCAACACAAAGCAACAAAAUCCUUCCCUGGGCUCCAGUUUCACACCAGAAAGUGACCAAAUAUACCACCCAGUGCCAUUUAGUCAAGAAAGCUGCAAUGUUAGCUGUAAGACUGCACCCUCAAAGAAUGACAUCACUGACGUGCGGAAAGGCAGAACCAGUCGCAUAAUGCGUGGGAUGAUGGCAGGCCCAACUGCCAGCUACGCACAGGAAUGUCACAAAAAAAAAGAGACUCGCAGGUUCUGUGGUUCCAGUGUUGCUGGGGCAAAAGAUGAAGGCAGCAGAUUUGAUAUAAUGAGCUUGAGUGCUCAGUCAAACAGUGCAGGAAGGAGGGAACGUCCUGGCCAGCUUCCUUUGGGAGCAGAACGUCAAACGCAAGAAAGCGUUCAAGAAAAUGUAAAACCUUCCAUUCUCCUGGGCGGCCACAUGGACAUCAGAGGUAGUUUUGAAAGAUUAAAGAUGGAUGACAAAAACGGGGACAGAAGUGACAGACCAGAAGUGAACAGACGCCAGAAUAAAAAAAAAAAAUCAGCUACCAAUUCCAAAGCACCCAGUCUUCAUCUCCAAGCUGAUAUGACGCUGGAUGAUUUUAAUUGCGAAGAGGACCUUCACAAUUUAUCUACUGGUCCUGUCGUCUCUUCUGGUCUUUGCACAAAGGCUGACUUGCAUUCCAUUGACCAGAAAAUGGCUAUCACCUUAAAGGAGCUUCUCUUCGGUUCUAAGAUGAGCUGUUUUAAUGAAGAAUGGAAAGCUCAGAGUUUCAUAUUUUCAGAUCUACCUGAUCUUAGAUAUGGGAUUGUACAGAAAAAGGGUGGUCCUUGUGGAGUGCUGGCUUCCAUUCAGGCCUGUGUUCUGCAGAAGCUUUUGUUUGAAGACGCGAAAGAUGACGUAGGCUAUCAGAGGCUGCAUCCUUCCAGUGCAGCCCGUAGCAAGAGUCUUCUUCUGGCUAUAGCUGAAAUCCUGUGGAGAGCAGGGAAGGGGAAAAGAGCAACUGUUGCAAUAUCUUCAGGAAGAAACCAGUUCAUUCCCACAGGAAAGUAUAAAUCUGAGGGCGUUUUGGAAAUGAUAACAUUUAUUAAUGUAAACAGUUUUGAGGACUUAAGCUUAUUCCUGGAUCAGCACAUACAACAGUUUGAGUCUGGCCCCUAUGGAUGCGUUUUGCUUACUGUAUCGGCCAUUCUUUCCAGAUCUGUUGAAACCGUCAGAGCAGAUUUUGACAUGCUGACCAACACCCUCAUCGGAGCUCAUGGCUACUGUACACAGGAGCUCGUCAAUCUCUUGCUUUGCGGAGAAGCCGUUUCUAACGUUUUUGAUGAUAGUUUCGAACUUGACUCCGGUAAUGGAAACACGACCGUUCUGAAGGGAAUUAAAGAACCUUGUGACAUUGGGUUUCUGUCUUUGUUCGAGCAUCAUAACAUCUGCAGGGUUGGGACUUACAUGAAGACUCCCAGAUUCCCCAUCUGGGUGGUAUGUAGCGAAAGCCACUUCAGCGUGCUUUUCUGUACACGAAAGGAACUGCUAACUAACCCGACCAUGGAGAGGAAGUUUGAUCUGUAUUACUAUGAUGGCCUAGCUAAUCAGCAGGAAGAAAUCCGGCUUACCAUCUUCACAGGGUCACCCAAGAGUGGCUCUGAAGAUGCUGACGUGGAUCUAAUCCCACCUCUGGAACACUGCAUUAGGACGAAAUGGAAAGAUGCCAUUGUCGACUGGAAUGAGACAGAACCUAUACUAUAAUUUUCUGCCGAAUUAAACUCCAAGCUGCCAUUGGUGUAAUUGGAAAAUUUUAAAGACUUAAAUUAUGUUUAUGCUUUGCCAUUUUUUGCAGUGGAAUUGCCUCAAUCUAAUCAUCUGAAAUCUACUACCAUGCAGCCCCUUUGUGUCCCAUUAUCCAAAUGGUUUGUUGUCAAGAUAGCAGCUAAGCUGUUAAGGACCACUGGCAUUUCUAAGCAUGGUUGUUACGUUUGGGAUGUCCUAAGUGCUGGUCUUGUGCUCCAUGGACAAAUUACUACUGUGCUAUUUGAUAAAAUUUAUUAUGUUUAGAUUAAAUUUCAACUGAACAGCUGUACAAUAAAACCAUUGAAAUGAUUCUUUUAUGCAUAACUGCGCUGCAAUGUGUUGGUUUCUUAAUUUCAUAAAUGUAAAAUGUUUCUUCAUUGUUUGCCUUAGAAAAAAAGAAAACAACUGAAUUCUGAUGAAAA